AUGCCUGAUCUUCCCGAGGCUCUCAAGAUCUCAUCUCAUGGCGGAGCGGCGACGUCGAGGGCUCGAUCGGCCCCUGCAUCUCGGCCAACCUCCUCUGCCUCCGAGACUGCGCUUGCAACUUCAGCGACCGUCGACGCGGAGAACACUGUCUAUGGCCUCGUCGCAUGCCUUGCAGACGCCGAGACGUCGGAGUGCGCCGCUUGCCUCGGCGUCGCGUCAGUGAAGCUGCCUGGGACGAGGUGCGCGAGCCGCAGGGACGUGGUUCUCAGGGCGCGCGCACUUCCUGGUGCACUUCGAACGACAACGCCGCCUCCUUCGGCAUAG
Miscanthus lutarioriparius is the source of this 324-nucleotide messenger RNA. The record is from the annotation of a GenBank genome assembly. Lineage: Eukaryota; Viridiplantae; Streptophyta; Magnoliopsida; Poales; Poaceae.